AGUUCCCACGCCGGCGCUCCAGGCGCGGCAGGCUGCCGCCCCCGGAAGUAGUGGGUACCGGGACGCCGUGAAGCGGAAGCUGUGUAUGGCGGGAGGCUGUGGCUGUCCCUUGGUGGGGAAGCUGUUGCUGUUGCUAGACGACGGGAACUAGCUCUCGUCACUUCCUCAGCCCGCCGUCUGCCCACUCCUCUAGCCGGAACCUGGGGGCCCGGAGCCGGGAUAGGCACAGAGUUGUCCUCGGAGGUCCAGGACAGCGGCCAGCGCGGCCGCGGGAGUCAGGGCCACGCCACCUGCAGAGAAGAACCCGAGCCGAAGCGGGAAGAUGGCUGCAGACAAGCCUGCAGAUCAGGGAGCAGAGAAACAUGAAGGCACAGGUCAGUCCUCUGGGAUCACUGAUCAAGAGAAGGAGUUAUCCACCAAUGCUUUCCAAGCCUUCACAUCUGGAAAUUAUGAUGCCUGUCUACAACACCUUGCCUGUCUACAAGAUAUAAACAAAGAUGAUUAUAAAAUAAUUUUGAAUACAGCAGUAGCUGAGUUUUUUAAAAGUAACCAAACAACAACAGAUAAUUUGAGACAAACACUUAACCAACUGAAGAAUCAGGUCCACUCAGCUGUUGAAGAAAUGGAUGGAUUAGAUGAUGUUGAAAACAGCAUGUUGUACUAUAAUCAAGCAGUCAUUCUUUAUCAUCUGCGGCAGUAUACAGAAGCCAUAUCAGUUGGUGAAAAACUUUAUCAGUUCAUAGAGCCUUUUGAAGAAAAAUUUGCCCAAGCAGUGUGUUUUUUGCUUGUAGACCUGUAUAUAUUAACCUACCAAGCUGAGAAAGCUUUGCAUCUUCUUGCUGUCCUAGAAAAAAUGAUUUCACAGGGUAACAAUAACAAAAAUGGAAAGAAUGAGACUGGUAAUAACAACAACAAAGAUGGAUCUAAUCAUAAAGCUGAAAGUGGAGCUCUAAUAGAAGCUGCAAAAUCAAAGAUACAUCAGUACAAAGUACGAGCUUAUAUCCAAAUGAAGUCUCUGAAAGCAUGUAAAAGGGAAAUCAAGUCAGUCAUGAAUACAGCUGGAAAUUCUGCACCCUCUCUCUUUCUUAAAAGCAAUUUUGAGUACUUAAGAGGUAAUUAUCGAAAAGCCGUGAAGCUAUUAAAUAGUUCAAACAUUGCUGAGCAUCCAGGAUUCAUGAAAACAGGUGAAUGCUUGAGAUGCAUGUUCUGGAAUAACCUUGGUUGCAUCCAUUUUGCCAUGAGCAAGCACAAUUUGGGAAUAUUUUACUUCAAAAAGGCUCUGCAGGAGAAUGACAAUGUCUGUGCACAGCUCAGUGCAGGUAGUACUGAUCCAGGUAAAAAAUUUUCAGGAAGACCCAUGUGUACGUUACUAACCAAUAAGAGAUAUGAAUUGCUGUAUAACUGUGGAAUUCAGCUUCUUCACAUUGGAAGGCCUCUUGCUGCCUUCGAAUGUCUGAUUGAAGCUGUUCAGGUUUAUCAUGCAAAUCCUCGCCUCUGGCUACGGCUGGCUGAAUGCUGCAUUGCUGCCAAUAAAGGGACUUCUGAACAAGAAACUAAAGGCCUUCCCAGCAAAAAAGGAAUUGUACAGUCUAUUGUUGGUCAAGGCUAUCAUCGUAAAAUAGUUUUGGCAUCACAGUCUAUACAGAAUACUGUUUAUAAUGAUGGGCAGUCUUCGGCCAUUCCUGUAGCCAGUAUGGAGUUUGCAGCCAUAUGUCUCAGAAAUGCCUUGUUGCUGCUACCUGAAGAACAGCAAGAUCCAAAGCAGGAAAAUGGGGCUAAAAAUAGUAAUCAAUUAGGUGGGAACACAGAGAGCAGCGAAAGCAGUGAAACUUGCAGCAGUAAAAGCCAUGAUGGAGAUAAAUUCAUUCCAGCUCCACCUUCUUCUCCAUUGAGAAAACAGGAAUUAGAAAACUUAAAGUGCUCCAUACUUGCUUGCAGUGCCUACGUGGCUCUGGCUUUGGGUGAUAACCUUAUGGCUUUGAAUCAUGCAGAUAAACUUCUUCAGCAGCCCAAGCUGUCAGGAUCUCUCAAGUUUCUGGGACAUUUAUAUGCUGCAGAAGCCCUCAUCUCUCUCGACAGAAUAUCUGAUGCCAUUACUCACUUGAACCCGGAGAAUGUCACUGAUGUCUCCUUAGGGAUCUCUUCAAAUGAGCAGGACCAAGGAUCAGACAAAGGUGAAAAUGAAGCAAUGGAAUCCUCUGGGAAGCGGGCCCCUCAGUGCUACCCCAGUUCCGUCAGCUCUGCCAGGACUGUGAUGCUGUUCAACCUUGGCAGCGCUUACUGCCUGAGGAGCGAAUAUGAGAAAGCCCGAAAGUGUCUCCACCAGGCGGCUUCAAUGAUCCAUCCUAAAGAGGUGCCCCCUGAGGCCAUCUUGCUGGCAGUCUACCUUGAACUGCAGAAUGGUAAUACUCAGCUGGCCUUACAGAUCAUCAAAAGGAAUCAGCUGCUCCCUGCAGUGAAAACACACUCUGAAGUGAGAAAGAAGCCAGUGUUUCAGCCUGUCCACCCGAUCCAGCCCAUCCAAAUGCCGGCUUUCACCACUGUGCAGAGAAAGUGAUACUUCACUUUUGGAAAACUGUUACCUGAGACCCAGGGGAGUAUUUACUGGCCAUUUUAGUUGUAUCACAGCAGAAUGAAUAAAAGAUGGUGAAGGCUGUUAAUUUUGAGACGAUUCUACCCCUGACUUUUGGCCAAAAGCUUACUUAAAAUUAAGGAUUUACUAAGUCAUCAUCAGCUGUUUUUCUUAAUUUCAACCAGACUAUUAAUUUUGAGCCAUUAUGUAAUAUAUGCCAUAGGCAAUUAAAACAUAAUUUUAUCAGAA
Messenger RNA from Nomascus leucogenys (northern white-cheeked gibbon), 2821 nucleotides. It is a transcript of the gene CNOT10, whose product is annotated as CCR4-NOT transcription complex subunit 10. Gene Ontology annotation, molecular function: protein binding. Gene Ontology annotation, cellular component: CCR4-NOT complex. The record is from RefSeq and is a predicted model, not a curated record. NCBI's taxonomy places the organism in Eukaryota, Metazoa, Chordata, Mammalia, Primates, Hylobatidae. Gene Ontology annotation, biological process: mRNA catabolic process; negative regulation of translation.